CAAUUCCAUUGUCUUGCAAACACGCGACAACCGACAAGAUGCCCUCCACAUACAAGAAGGACAAGCCGUGGGACACGGACGACAUCGACAAAUGGAAAAUCGACGCCUUCACACCGGCCGACAACGCCGGCGGCACAUUUGCUGAGGAAUCCUCCUUCCAGAUCGUUUUCCCCAAGUACCGCGAAGUGUACCUCAAGGAGGCAUGGCCCCUCGUCACAAAGGCUCUCGAGAAGACGGGCAUCGCUUGCUCGCUCGACUUGAUUGAGGGUUCAAUGACCGUCAAGACUACAAGAAAAACAUUUGACCCCGCCGCCAUUCUCAACGCCCGCGACCUCAUCAAGCUCCUGGCCCGAAGCGUCCCCGCGCCGCAGGCUCUCAAGAUUCUCGACGACGGCGUCGCAUGCGACAUCAUCAAGAUCCGCAACCUGGUCCGCAACAAGGAGCGCUACGUCAAGCGCCGCCAGCGCAUCCUCGGCCCCAACGGCUCGACCCUCAAGGCCCUCGAGCUGCUCACCCAGACCUACAUCCUCGUGCAGGGCAGCACCGUCUCCGUCAUGGGCCCCUACAAGGGCCUCAAGGAGGUGCGCCGCGUUGUCCAGGACUGCAUGGAGAACAUCCACCCCAUCUACCACGUCAAGGAGCUCAUGAUCAAGCGCGAGCUCGCAAAGGACCCGGAGCUCGCCGAGGAGAGCUGGGACCGCUUCCUGCCUAAUUUCAAGAAGAAGUCGCUCAGCCGCCGCCGCGUGCCGCACAACGUCACGGACAAGACCAAGAAGGUCUACACGCCCUUCCCGCCCGCGCCAGAGAAGAGCAAGGUCGACAAGCAGAUCGAGACGGGCGAGUACUUUUUGGGCAAGGAGGCCAAGAACAAGGCCGCGCAGGCCGAGCGCUUGGAGCAGCAGAAGCAGAAGAAGGAGGAGAAGUUGCGCGAGAGGGAAAAGGACUUUAUACCCCCCGAAGAGCUCGGCCACAAGAGGAAGAAGAGAAAGAAGAGCGAGGACGACGAGUGAGGGGUGACACGGAUUUCGGACAGAGAGAAGGCGGAAGAAACUGUGUAGACUGGAGCAGGUGUCUGUUGCAUCUUUGCAGAAAAGGGGUCGCCACGUAUGUAGGUGAGGUGUUAGCUCACUCAAGAUACCCUUCCAUUAAGAGUUCAAGAGUCUUCUGACAUGUCGGCGAUCCCCUCAGACUACACCACCUGAAGGGUUGUAAAUCAAAAGCGAAAUGUCAAUAUAGGGA
Colletotrichum scovillei is the source of this 1239-nucleotide messenger RNA. RefSeq names its product ribosomal RNA assembly protein KRR1. The transcript has 2 exons. Gene Ontology annotation, molecular function: RNA binding. Gene Ontology annotation, cellular component: nucleolus; small-subunit processome. The record is from RefSeq and is a predicted model, not a curated record. The coding region runs from base 39 to 1010 and encodes 323 amino acids. NCBI's taxonomy places the organism in Eukaryota, Fungi, Ascomycota, Sordariomycetes, Glomerellales, Glomerellaceae.